Oreochromis niloticus (Nile tilapia) is the source of this 2675-nucleotide messenger RNA. RefSeq names its product cytochrome P450 2F3. The transcript has 9 exons. Gene Ontology annotation, biological process: xenobiotic metabolic process. Bases 332 to 1807 code for a protein of 491 amino acids. Gene Ontology annotation, molecular function: heme binding; oxidoreductase activity, acting on paired donors, with incorporation or reduction of molecular oxygen, reduced flavin or flavoprotein as one donor, and incorporation of one atom of oxygen; iron ion binding. Gene Ontology annotation, cellular component: intracellular membrane-bounded organelle; cytoplasm. The record is from RefSeq and is a predicted model, not a curated record. Lineage: Eukaryota; Metazoa; Chordata; Actinopteri; Cichliformes; Cichlidae.
AGAACAGUUUAUAUGUGAUUGUCUUGGAGCCAAGCUUUUGGGUUGCUGGCAUAUUAAGUUCUGUUUUUAUUACAGUUUGAUUUAUCCUGUUCUAUUAGUAUAGUUUUACUCUUAGUUAAACUUUGCAGUCUUAAUCCCAAAUUAUAUUGUCUUUGAGUUCUUCUUUCAACAGGGCUCUCUGUUGCUUUAUUUGUGUAGUUGUAGUGUGAACUUCAUUGUUCUCAUAGCACUGAGUCUUAGUUGAAAUUUCCCUUUGCUUCUAGUUCCUUGACUUGCUGCUCUCUUGUAUUUUUGUUUAUUAUUUUAUAGUUUUUAUAUUAUAUAGAGCAGGAUGGAAUCUUGUGCAACUGUGAUCUUGGCAGGUUUAAUCUUAGCUCUGCUGUGGAUGUUUAAUAUAAAACACAAAAGGAACUGGCAUUUACCUCCAGGACCCACUGCAUUUCCUCUCAUAGGAAACCUUCUACAGAUAGGCAAAAAAGCACCUUUUAAAAGCUUUGUUAAGUUCAGUGAAACCUACGGGCCAGUGAUGACAGUAUACCUAGGCUGGCAGCGGACAGUAGUUCUUGUAGGAUAUGAUGUUGUGAAAGAAGCCUUGGUGGAUCAAGCAGAUGACUUCACAGGCAGAGCACCAAUUCCAUUUAUACACAACCCUAACAAGAAAUAUGGUAUAGGGAGCAGUAAUGGGGAACGCUGGCGUCAGCUACGACGCUUUACACUGACCACUCUAAAAGACUUUGGGAUGGGACGCAAGGGGAUGGAUGAAUGGAUCCAAGAAGAGAGUGAACAUAUGAGGGAUUACAUACAUAAAUUAAAAGGUGCACCAUUUGACCCCACAUUUUUAUUGAGCUGUACAGUGUCUAACGUGAUCUGCUGCCUGGUUUUUGGUCAGCGGUUCAACUAUGAAGACAAGCAGUUCUUGCGCCUUCUUACCAUACUUUCUCAUAUAGAAAAGGUUAACAGCAGGCCUGUGGGUCAGAUGUACAACCUCUUUCCGAAACUCAUGGACCAUCUUCCUGGCCCCCAUCAAAAAAUUUUUGCAGAGUAUGACGAGGUGAGAGGGUUUAUCAAGAUGAAGAUCCAAGAACACAAAGACACAUUGGAACCCAGCUCCCCACGAGACUACAUAGACUCCUUCCUUAUUCAAAUCAACCAGGAAAAGGAGAUUUCCACAACUGAGUUCCACUAUGACAAUUUGGUCUCUACAAUAAUGACUCUGUUUCUGGCUGGAACACAGACCACCAGCUCCACCCUGAGAUUUGCUCUUAGCGUGCUGAUUAAAUACCCCCAAAUGCAAGAGAAAAUGCAGCAAGAGAUUGACACUGUUAUUGGAAAAGGCCGUUGUCCCAGGAUGGAGGACAGGAAGUCCCUCCCUUUUUCACUUGCUGUCAUCCAUGAAGUGCAACGUUUUCUUGACCAUGUCCCUCUCAGCCUCCCUCACUACACACUGAAUGACAUAUCCUUCAGGGGUUAUACAAUCCCAAAGGACACUGUAAUUAUUCCGCUGUUGCACUCUGUGCUAAAAGAGGAAAAGCAAUGGGCCACUCCCAGGUCCUUCAAUCCCCAGCACUUCCUGGACAAUAACGGCAACUUCAAGAAAAAUCCUGCAUUCAUGCCAUUCUCUGCAGGGAAGAGAAACUGUGUCGGCGAGUCUCUGGCCCGUAUGGAACUUUUUAUUUUCAUAGUAUCAUUGCUGCAGGAUUUCACUUUUUCCUGUGCUGGAGGCCCUGACAGUAUAAACCUCAUUCCUGAAUACAGCAGUUUUAUUAAUGUGCCCUGCAGAUACCAUAUCAUGGCCACACCUCGUUGAAAGAGAUGAUUUGUUUAGACAGAGUUGUAGUCUGAUUGAAGCACUCGAACAAGGAUGUCUUCAUCAGCUUCUUGUGAAACAGUGAUUUGAGGUUUAUUUUACAGUUAGUUUGCUAGUACCUCACUGAUGUAGAACACACAACCAUUACAUGCAAAUCUUUCACCUCAACACAAUUGUAAUUUGUGUUUUUUUGGUCAUGUAUUCCUUUUCUUUAGUGAGUUAUUGUUUCUUGUAUUAAUUUGAUUUUUUUCUAUGUCCAAUAAAAAUUACUACUGAUUUUAACCAAUAAUUACUUUAAAAAAACUUGACACCUAUCAGCAAAUCAUAAAAGCUUUUAUGUAAACACUCAGUCUCAUCAUCGUUGUUAAAACUGUACAAACAAAAACACAUUAAUUAAGUCUAACAAGGACUUCAAAGUAAAUUAAUUUAAAAUUGCUCUCCUGUGUGAAACGCUUCAAAAUUAACAUCUUAGUAUUCGCUUUUAUAACAUUCACUCUUUGAUUGUUUGAUUGUUUCAGUUUUUUCAUGAACACCAUAACUAACACCUCUAAAUAAUUAAAUUUUUAUGGAAGAAUUUUAGAAUUUUGGAUAACAUGUGGGAUUAGUUCUGCUAAAAUUAAGACUGUAUAGAAACAGAGUGCUCACUGUGAAACAGAUUGAACAGCUGAUUGCCUAGAUACUAAACCAAUCUCAAAGCUGAAAGCUUUAAGAAACACAUUUUAAGUAAUUAUUUUAAAAAUAGAACAGGCAAAGUUUAUCAUCUCAUCCACACCUAUCUCUGACCACGCAACCUCUUAUCCAGCCUCCAGACUGCUAACUCUGCAAGCCUUCAACUCCUUGCUCAUGUAGCAGUUUGCUUUUAUGUUUA